AUGUCAGUAAAAACAAAGAUAGAUGUGUUCCCAUUUGAGGGUUACUUAUUGCAGGAUCCCUCUGUAGUUAGUGUUAUGCAGGCGGUGGUGCGUGGAAAUAAAGGAGGCAGCAGCAGUGGCGCGAAUGAUGUUAACAACACCGCAAAUAAACGACGUGAUGGUGGUGGUAACAACACACAAACAAUAGAGCGCCGACUGCGCACACCAUUAGAAAAACUUAUGAGUCUUAAAGCACGUUGUCGUGAAGAACAAUGUGUACACUCCGUUGAAGGAGUUCUUCUUGUUCACAUUCACGAUCAUCCGCAUGUUUUAUUGCUGCGGUACAACACCACAAAAUCAUCAACUCAACAACAACAACAACGCGUUUUACCAGCGACGAAUACUAAUAACGUGACGGUGUUUCGUCUCCCUGGUGGUCGUUGUAGAAAAGGUGAGCCGGAGGAUUUGUGUUUACUGCGCAAACUCGGUAGAGAUUUAUUAAAUGAGGCGAAGUGUCCACCCUCCUCCAUGCGCACAGCGGAGACGGAGCAGCCAGACACCGUUGUGGAGGUUGGCACUGCACACAGUGGAGCCACCGCCGUUGUGUCCUCAUCGUCCUUUCGCGUUGGUGAGACCCUCGCACGGUGGUAUAGACCGCACUUUGAUCCCUUCAUGUAUCCUUACAUCCCCGCCCAUGUAGCCGAGAGUGAUGUGAAGGAAGUGCGAACUAUUUUUCUUGUGCAUAUGCCUCCACAGAUGAUCCUUACAGUUCCACACCGGGAUGUGCAACUCGUUGCCGCGCCAUUGUUUGAUCUGUACGAUAACACGGCGAAGUAUGGUCCACUCAUUGCAUCCAUUCCAACAUUGCUCUCACGGGUAAACAUUAACUACUGCAAGUAG
Molecule: messenger RNA, 879 nt
Organism: Trypanosoma theileri
Lineage: Eukaryota; Euglenozoa; Kinetoplastea; Trypanosomatida; Trypanosomatidae
Exons: 1
Coding region: 1-879 (292 amino acids)
Cellular component (GO): mRNA cleavage factor complex
Molecular function (GO): mRNA binding
Source: RefSeq, a predicted model, not a curated record